Messenger RNA from Mesocricetus auratus (golden hamster), 4712 nucleotides. Its product is annotated as cytokine receptor common subunit beta-like. The coding region runs from base 395 to 3085 and encodes 896 amino acids. Lineage: Eukaryota; Metazoa; Chordata; Mammalia; Rodentia; Cricetidae. The transcript is spliced from 14 exons. Gene Ontology annotation, molecular function: protein binding; cytokine receptor activity. Gene Ontology annotation, cellular component: membrane; external side of plasma membrane. Gene Ontology annotation, biological process: cytokine-mediated signaling pathway. The record is from RefSeq and is a predicted model, not a curated record.
CAUGGAGGAGGCCGUUCCUGGGCUGAGAUUUGAAGUAGGCCUGAGCUGAGCGGGAGGCAGAGGGCACAAGGAUCCCUGGCAGAAACAAAUGGCGUGCGUGCUGUCAGAGACUCAUGUCCGCAGUUCUGAGAAGCAGGCGAAGCUGCUUGUGAAAGGGCACUGCCGCUUCCUCAUUCUGCUCUCUGUUUCCUCCCGACGUGGCACAAAUAAAUAGGAAGCGCCUAAGGCUCACUGCUGCCUGGAGGCUCCCGAAGGAGGCUGCCUGGACCCGCUGCAGAGGUGAGGCUCCCUGCUACAGAGCUGAAGUCAGGCAGCAACACAGAACCCCAGGACAAUGAGGACGCCACCCUGCUCAUAGCUACAGCCACUCUGGGCAGCCACCUGAAGUCUCAGAAUGGAGCAGCAGAUGUCACUGGCCUGGGGAUUGCUCUACAUGACCCUGCUGGCUCUCUGCAGGAGACCUGGUGUGACAGAGGCACAAGAAACUGUCCCUCUGCAGACUCUGCAGUGCUACAAUGACUACACCAGACGCAUCAUCUGCAGCUGGGCGGACACGGAAGAGGCCCAGGGCCUCAUUAACUUGACGCUCUACCGCAAGCUAGAAAAGGACUCUCCAGUGUCCUGCGACCUCAGUGAGGACCUGUUGUGGAGAAAGUGUCCGUCCCCCCACCGUUGUGUGCCCAGAAGGUGUGUCAUCCCCUACACACGGUUCAGCAUUGCAGAUGAAGACUUCUACUCUUUCCAGCCAGAUCGGGAUGUGGGCGUCCAGCUCGUGGUUCCAUUGGCCCAGCAUGUGCAGCCCCCGCCUCCCAAGGACAUCAACAUCAGUCCCUCUGGGGACCACUUCCUGCUGAAGUGGAGCGUGCCCCUUGGGGAUGCCCGGGUGUCCUGGCUGUCACAAGAGGACUUAGAGUUUGAGGUGUCUUACAAGCGUCUUCAGGACUCCUGGGAGGAUGCACCCAGCCUCCACACCAGCAACUUGUGGGCCACUCUGGAGCCAAAGCUGCUCCUACCCAGCAACACCUAUGUGGCCCGUGUGCGCACUCGGCUGUCCCCAGGCUCAGCCUUGACUGGGAGGCCCAGCAGAUGGAGCCCAGAGGUGCAGUGGGACUCCCAGCCAGGGGACAAGGCCCAGCCUCAGAACCUACAGUGCUUCUUCGAUGGCAUCCAGUCCCUCAACUGCUCCUGGGAGGUGAGGACCCAGAUGACAACCUCUGUUUCCUUUGGGCUCUUCUACAGCUCCAGCCCAGCUGCUCCGGAGGAGGAAUGCUCGCCGGUGGUGAAGGAGCUGCAGGAUAGCGUCUGCACCCGCUACCACUGCAGUCUGACUGUGCCCAACCCCAGCUCGCACAGUCAGUACACAGUCUCUGUUCAGCUGCGGAAACAGGGGAAGCUCAUCAGGAGCUCUUCACACAUCCAGAUGGACCCUCCAACUCUCAAUGUGACUAAGGAUGGGGACAGCUACAACCUGCGUUGGGAAACUAAGAAAAUGCCCUAUCCUCACAUCGAGCAUAAAUUCCAGGUCCAAUACAGGAGGAAAAUUGACAGCUGGGAGGACACCAAGACACAGAACCUAGAUCGUGCCCACAGCAUGGUGCUGCCACAGCUGGAGCCAUCCUGCACCUACGUGGCCAGGGUGAGGGUCAAGACCCUCCCUGACUACGAUGGGAUCUGGAGUAAUUGGAGCAAAGAGCACACCUGGACCACCGAUUGGGUGAUGCCCACGUGGGGGAUGGUCAUCAUCCUGGUGCUCCUCAUCCUCAUCUUGCUCCUGGCCUUCCGCUGUGGCUGUGUCUACGGGUACAGGCUGUACAGGAAGUGGAAAGAGAAAAUCCCCAACCCCAGCAAGAGCCUCCUGUUCCAGGACGGAGGUAAAGGACUCUGGUCUCCCGGCAGCAUGGCAGCCUUUGCCACCAUGAGCCUUACUCUCCAGGGGCCACGGAGCAACCUUUUCGCUGAGACACAGGGGGUGCCAUGUGCACAUUUGGGGGACAAUGAAGUGUCACCUCUCACCAUAGAGGACCCUAAAAUUGUCCAAGAUCCACCACCCGGGCCUGACACAACUCCAGCUGCCUCACCUGAACUCGUGGAGCAGACUUCCGAUGCCCCGCGAGACCCGCCAACCCCUUCUGGCAGACCUGAGGACCAGACACCCAGCUUUGACUUCAAUGGUCCCUACCUGGGGCCUCUCCAGACCCACUCCCUGCCUGAUCUCCCAGGCCAGCUGGUGAACCCCCAGACGGGUGGGAGCCCCAAGCCAGCACUGCCAGGCUCCCUGGAGUACCUGUGCCUGCCCCCUGGGGGACAAGUGCAGCUGGUCCCACUGUCCCAGGCCCUGGGCCGGGGCCAGGAUGUGGAUGUGGAAUGUGAAUCUAGUCUGGGGGCCACGGAGAGCCCCUCCACGGAACCGAGGGACAGCCCUUCACUUGAGCUGACGGUGGGAGGACAGGGGCCAAAGGACAAUCCAGUGACUCUGCCCAUAGGCUCUGGGGACCCUGAGGACCCUGUGGUGGCCUCCGGUUAUGUCACUCCUGCAGAUCUGGUGCUCACCCUGCCCACAGGGCCCCUGCCUAUCUCUCUGUGCUCCCCUCGAGGGCUCCCCUCAGCCCAGGGUCCCUGUCUCUGUCUCAAGCUGCCUGGGGUCCCUCCUGGAAGCCCAGCUCUUCCAGCAUCAGAAGUUGAUGACUAUGUGGAGCUCCCUCCAAGCAUGAGCCAGCCCCGCAAGUUCCCCCUGGGCAGUCCUGUCCCUCCUGUGCCCAGCAGCCCCACAGUGAGCCCAGGAGAGCAGAGGGAGGAGGUAUCCCCAGGGUCCCCACACCCCGAAGGUCUCCUUGUUCUUCAGCAGGUGGGGGACUACUGCUUCCUCCCCGGCCUGGGGCCUGGCUCCCUCUCUCCACAUAGCAAACCACCUUCUCCAGGCCUGUGUCCUGAGAUUGUGGGUCUAGACCAGGAUCUGUCUGUCAAGAAGCCUCCUUGCCAGCCCAUGCCCCAGGUACCAGCCAUUCAGUUUUUUAAGUCCCUGAAGCAUCAGGACUACCUGUCACUGCCCCCUUGGGACAGCAACCAGCCUGGGAAGGUAUGCUGAGGGCACUGCGUCCCAGUCUCAACAGCAGCCCUGCACCUCAGCCUGUGAACCUCACAUCUCCACAGAAGCCCAGAGGCUCCCUGGAUGGGAUGCAGUCUUCUCUGCUCUCAGCCCUGACCUGCAAGCAAUACCCUUCCCCCACUCUGGUUUCCUGGCUUUUGUAGGAUCUCACCUCCCUCCCUCUGCCUUGUUGCAGAAGGGAUGGGGCCAGAGAGGCCUCUGAGGGUGAGAUCUGCAUGGUCUGUUUAGGGUUUGAGGACUGCCAUGGGCUGCUUCUCCCCCUCAAAUCAUGACAUAAUUCUGGCUCAGCGCAGGGGGCCGGAGGCUCAAGUGGAUACCUUGAGGGUCAAAAUUGGAAAAUAGGACAGCUCAUGCCACUCCAAGAAGGAAGCUCCUGGGUAGACCCGAGGGUCUUUUCAAGGGGCCUGUGUGCCCUCGUUAUGUAGAGAAGUCACUGAUGUGGGCAAUGCUGGCUAGUGGCCGUAGUUGCGGCCAUGCUCGGGGGGGGGGGUGAAAAGCAAUAGAGGGCUGAACGUUAAGAACUCAUGGUGUCAACUGCAGAAAAGCCGGGUUUAAAUCCCUGGCAGGACCAGGGCAUGGUGACCACACAGGGCAGCCCAUCAAAGACUUGGUCUGUACAUCAGGGCUGCUCUCCCCCCAGCAUGCCUGGAUACCUGCAGCUCCCACUGCCCUCUAGUGGGGGCCUGCUGUGCGAUUGUGGCACUUGGAAAUGACUACCCUGUCGACACUCCGGGCACAGUGGCAUCACAUCAUUCCAUCUCGCUUGCAUUCUUUUCUCCAGGCCAGGUUUGCACACAGCUGCUGUAUACAUCUGGAGUACAGACUUUUUUGUUGUUGCUGGGGAGGAGGGCUUGGGGGCUGAGCCCACGAACGAUUUUGUCAAUCAUAGUGUCAUCUUUUCUGAUAAGGCUGUACAACUCUCUCCACGUGGCCUUUUGUUGGGCACUCAUGUCUCAGCUAAACACGCUCUCUCCUAGUUUUGUGCAGGAGGCACAAUGGCACCCUCGGCACAUAUGUGUCUGCAUCGCUGUGAGACGAAUCUCCGAGCUGAACCCCUCUUGGUUGCAAUAUUUGAGGCGGCCUUUGCAGCAAACACACAUGUGCCUACGUUCAUAUUCUUUCUGGUUCUCUUUGUGUCUCAAGCUUUGCACAGGAGGUUUUCACUUUUCUAGAGCACGUGCUCACACCGCAGAGAUCUGUCCCUGUAAACUGCAGCAAAGAAAAUCACUAACCACAGCCGGGCAUCGGUGGCGCACGCCUUUAAAUCCCAGCACUCGGGAGGCAGAGGCAAGUGGAUCUCUGUGAGUUCAAGGCCAGUCUGGUCUACAGAGCAAGUUCCAGGACAGCCUCCAAAACAGUACAGAGAAACCCUGUCUCGAAAAACAAAAACAAAAACAAAAAAGAAAGAAAGAAAAGAAAAAGAAAAAAUAAAAUUGCUAACACCUUGAAUGUGUGUCAGUGGGCAGUGUUCACAAUAGCCUGUCAGUACAUUCUAUUGUGGACUCCCCAGGGAAACAAGCAAGAAGUUCCUCCAUGUAUUAAGACAUUGACUCCAAAACGCCUUUCAUUGAGAGGAACACUGUAAUAAAAUAUGUGUAGCAUAUCA